AACGAACAAUUUCACACCAACGUCUUCCACUUUGUCUCCAUUUCUGACCUUUAAUAAAGGUGCAUUUGAUUUAAUUAAUCGGGGAAGGUUUAAAAUUAAGGUCCUAAUUGAAUGGCCCUGAUCGAAUCGGCAGAGCCUAGGUAUAGUAGGUUCACAAAAGAAAAAUAUGUAGUUAAGACUUUAGAGGUCUCUUAUUUGGAUAUCAUUCGGACAAGUUAGUUAGACAUUUAUAAUGAAAGAAAAACUUCAAGUUCCCACGCCUCCCAAUUCGCUAUAUAAGCUUACCAAAUUCACAAUAGUUUCACACAAAAAAACAUCGGUUGCCAAUUCCAAUUCUCUACCAUGGCAGCUGAUCAUACCAAACUCUUGUACGUGUGGCUUUCCUUUAGUAUCUCAUUUAUCUUUACCAAGCUAGUACAAGCUGACAAUUAUAUUGUCCACAUGGACAUAUCAGCCAUGCCAAAAGCCUUCUCCGGCCAGCAAGGCUGGUACUCGGCCACCCUUGCAUCUUUAUCAACCAACUUGAAAGCUAACACCAAUGCAACAAUCCCCUCUUCUAGACUUAUCUAUAGUUAUAACCAUGUUAUUCAAGGUUUUAGUGCAAGUCUCACACCGGCAGAGCUUGAGGCCUUGAAAAACGCUCCAGGGUAUGUUUCUUCCGUCAGAGACAGAACUGUCAAGGUUGAUACCACUUAUUCUUUCAAAUUUCUUGGCCUGAAUUCGGACACAGGUGCGUGGCCGGUGUCAAAUUUUGGCAAAGAUGUUAUUAUCGGCUUGAUUGAUUCAGGGGUUUGGCCAGAAAGCGAAAGCUUUAAUGAUAAAGGAAUGAGUGAUGUUCCAUCAAAAUGGAAAGGAGAAUGCGAAAAUGGAACCCAAUUCAACUCCUCAAUGUGCAACAAAAAGCUCAUUGGUGCGCGGUAUUUCAAUAAAGGUCUGAUUGCCCACGAUCCCAAUAUCACCAUCUCAAUUAAUUCUCCACGCGACACAGACGGUCACGGGACCCACACUUCAACAACUGCUGCUGGAACUUAUGUGCAAGAUGCAUCAUACUUUGGCUAUGCCAAGGGAACUGCCAGAGGAAUGGCCCCAGCGGCUCGGGUCGCCAUGUACAAAGCCCUGUGGGACGAAGGAGCUUACUUGACAGAUAUAAUUGCUGCAAUUGAUCAAGCAAUUACUGACGGGGUUGAUGUUCUUUCCAUGUCAUUGGGCUUGGAUGAGCUUGAAUUGUAUGAAGACCCUAUUGCAAUAGCCACAUUUGCUGCGAUAGAGAAGAAUAUUUUUGUUUCUACAUCAGCAGGGAAUGCAGGACCAGAAUUAAAGACCCUACACAAUGGAACCCCUUGGGUUUUAACUGUCGCUGCUGGUACCAUGGAUCGAGACUUAGGCGCAACUUUAAGUCUCGGAAGCAAAGUUUUGGUCAAUGGUUUGGCUCUCUAUCCAGGGAAUUUCUCGUCAAGCCAAUUCCCAAUUGUUUUCAUGGACGCAUGUGACAAAACGAGUGAAUUGAGGAAACUUGUGCAAAAGAUUAUAGUGUGCCAAGAUCCAGGCAAGGAAGAUUCCCUCAAUGACCAAUUUAACAACAUUCAAGUUGCAGGAAAUGUUGCUGGUGUCUUCAUAACGAAUAACAGUAAUGUGGAUAUAUUCACCCAGAGCCCUUUUCCAGCCAUCUUCUUGGAACAAAAAGAUGGUGAUACGGUCGUGAACUACAUUAAGAGCAACACAGACCCAAAAGCCAGCAUUGAAUUUAAAAUGACAUUCCAGGGUACUAAACCUUCACCGACUGUAACUAGCUAUACCUCUAGAGGGCCAUCCUACAGUUGUCCAUCGGUUUUGAAGCCUGACAUUAUGGCCCCUGGUGACUCAGUCCUAGCUGCAUGGCCUUCAAACAUAGCAGUGGCCCGUGUAAAUGAGGACUCUUUGUUUAGCAACUUCAAUUUACUAUCGGGAACAUCCAUGGCAUGCCCCCAUGCGUCAGGAGUAGCAGCACUGUUAAAAGCGGCACAUCCUGGUUGGAGCCCAGCAGCCAUCAGAUCUGCCUUGAUGACUACAUCUGAUCCCAUUGAUAACACGGGCAGUCCUAUCAAGGAUAUAGGCAGCAAUCUCCGACCUGCCACUCCGCUAGCCAUGGGAUCUGGCCAUAUCAAUCCCAACAAAGCGCUAGACCCCGGACUGGUAUACGAUGCUACCGUUGAAGAUUACGUUAAUCUUCUUUGCGGGCUAAACUUUACAGCACAACAAAUUAAAACCAUCACAAAAUCAUCUUCAAAUAACUGUUCCAACCCGUCUCUGGAUCUGAAUUACCCUUCUUUUAUUGCGUAUUUUAAUGACAGGAAUGCACAAUCAAAUUCGAAAACUGUGAAGGAAUUUCAAAGAACGGUGACUAAUGUUGUAGAAGGAAGCUCCGCCUACAAAGCAACAGUUACACCAAUCAAGGGAGUUAAGGUAACUGUCGAACCAGCGACGUUGGUCUUUAAUGCAAAAAACGAGAAGAAAAACUUCAAGUUGAGUAUAGAAGGUCCAAGACAGCUUGAUGAGGCAGUGUCUUUCGGUUUUCUCACUUGGGAAGAUAGCGGACGAAAACAUGUUGUCAGAAGUCCCAUAGUCGCCACAAGCUACAGCACGGAAAAAUGACCAAACUUGAUUUCUAAACAUUUAAUCUUCAAGUUUCUAUGUUAAAUAAAGAAUUUACAAUGUUGUUAAGUAAUGCACAUGGUAUCCUGUGAAUUGUGAUUAAACUAUCCAGUUUCAGGUUUCCAGGCUGCAGCUGUGGGAUUUUUAAGGUUUUUGUACGGUUCCAUUUCUGUAACUUUCACUGUCAAAACAUAUUUAAUUAAAGAAAUUGAAACAAAUUUUUAGACUCUAGCUUUAAUUAUUGGUAUGUUCUAAGUAAAUGAGGAAAAAACCCCUGCAG
Molecule: messenger RNA, 2911 nt
Organism: Durio zibethinus
Lineage: Eukaryota; Viridiplantae; Streptophyta; Magnoliopsida; Malvales; Malvaceae
Source: RefSeq, a predicted model, not a curated record